Molecule: messenger RNA, 955 nt
Organism: Salmo salar (Atlantic salmon)
Lineage: Eukaryota; Metazoa; Chordata; Actinopteri; Salmoniformes; Salmonidae
Source: RefSeq, a predicted model, not a curated record
AUGUCUUUCUACUCAUACAGCCUGAGUAAGCCCAUAUUCAGGAGCAGAGUACAGAACAUCGUCUCUCCAGAAAGGCUAUUGUACAAGCAGCCCAGUGUCUUGGUGGGUCGUACUGAUGUGGUGGCAGUCACCCCAUGGUUGGCACCCAUCGUCUGGGAAGGAACCUUUGACCCUAACCUCGUCGACAUAAUCUACAAGUCCAUGAACCUCACCAUAGCAACAACAGUGUUUGCCGUUGGAAAAUACGUCCGCCUUCUCCAAGAUUUCCUGGAGACAGCAGAGAAGCACUUCAUGGUCGACUUCAACGUGCGCUACUACGUUUUCACUGAUCGUCCCGAUGAUGUUCCAUCAGUGAACCUGUCCCAGGGGAGACAUUUGAGUGUGAUCCAGGUCCCAGGUUCAAACCGCUGGCAGGAGAUAUCAGCCCGGAGGAUGGAGAUCAUUCAGACAGCCAUCGAACGUCAGAUCAGCAGGGAGGCCGACUACAUCUUCUGUCUGGACGUGGACAGCAAGUUCCACGCUCGCUGGGGGGCCGAGUCUCUGGGCAGGCUGGUUGCUGUGAUUCACCCAUGGUUUUACCAGGCGACCCGUGACCUCUUCACAUAUGAACGGCGCCCAGCCUCGACAGCCUACAUCCCCAUGGAUGAGGGAGACUACUACUACGCCGGGGCUGUGUUCGGAGGGUCCGUGGAGGAUGUGUACACACUAACAAAGGUAUGUCAGAAUCAGCUUGAAGAGGACGCGAGGAAUUCCAUCGAGGCUGCCUGGCAGGAGGAGAGUCACCUCAACAGGUACCUGCUUUACAACAAGCCCAGCAAGCUGUUGUCUCCAGAGUACCAGUGGGAUGACAAGAAGACCAAAACCAAUGAGGUCAAAGUCAUUCGCUUCUCUUCUGUCAUUAAAAACUAUGCUGAAAUUCGUCCCAAUGUAUAGGACUAGGAAUUGGAUAUUCAAC